GUGUGUGCUCGUGGGAGAAUUAUAAAAACACCAGCAGAAUUUCUACUUCAAACCCUAUUUUUGGAAAUACACAAUAACUACAGGGUGCAGAACCAACAAAUCCAACCUGGCUUUGGAUCCUCCUCUUUUCCAAGUCUCACAUCUGUGGAAUCCUGAAGGAUAUUUAGGUCAAGGGUUGAACCAGAAAAAGACAAGUCAAUAUUGACUUUGACUCCCAUCUUCAAAGUUUCAUCUUUUCCACAACAGCUGGACAAAAAAAAAAGUUUGGAACUCGUGUCAUUGGAGCCCCUAGGGAAUGUUUGGACAAGCAGGAUUGGGAAUGGAUCACUGAGAGUGAGGUUUAAAAGCUAUUUGUUCAUCCAGCUGCGCUCAGCCUCUGCAGAUCCCACAUUUCCCUUCCUUGGCAGGCUGCCCACGCCUGAGAAAUUCCUAAGAGGAAAAAAUUCCCAAGAGGAAAAAUCCCCAGCUGUAGCUGGGUCCCUGAACAACGGCUCUGAGAGGCUGAGGGGAAAUAGGAGAAGCCAGAGGAUCCAGCCAAACACAACCUGCAGGUCAGCCAAGAGAUUUCCAGGUGUUGCUGAGACCUCCAAAGCAGCGUUUCCAGAAUGGAUCAUCCUGGGAGAGCUCCUGUGUUUGGAUCAGCAGGGGAAUAGCAUGGGGGAAAUGGAGGAACGACUCCUGAAAACUCUGGAAGAGAAUUGGGAGGUAAGAAAAGAAAACUGAAAAGUCUGGAAGGAAAUUUAGGAGGCAACUGAAAACCCUGGAAGAGAAUUGGGAGGAAAGACACAUCCGACUGCUCGGAUCGAGCCAAUGGACCUUCCCAAAUGGAAGCUCUUUCCUUGGAAUCUGCCAGCAGGGAAGCUUAUUUCAGCAGAGUGGAAACAUUCACCCCGCUGAGGUGGGCGGGCAAACCGGCGUCGCUGUCGCCGCUGGUGUGCGCCAGGUUGGGCUGGGUGAGCGUGGAGUGCGACAUGCUCAGGUGCUCCAGCUGCCAGGCCUACCUGUGCGCCAGCCUGCAGCUGGCCCUGGACCUCAGCACCUACAAGGAGCGCUGUGAGGAGCUCAGGAAGGCUCUGAGCACUGCCCACGAGAAGUUCUGUUUCUGGCCAGACAGCCCCUGCCCAGAUCGCUUUGCCAGGCUGCUGGUGGAUGAGCCCAGAGUCCUUCUCCAGGAUUUCCUGGAUCGUUUCCAGAGCCUGUGUCAGCUGGAGCUGCAGCUGCCUUCCCUCAGACCAGAAGACCUGAAAAAUAUGUCCCUGACGGAGGAAAGGAUCACCCGGCUCCUCCAGCUGAUUGGAGAGGAACUGGAGCACAAAGGAACAGAGGGAGAGAAACCUCCCGGGAAGUUUUCCACGGAAAUCCUGCAGGUUCACGUUCCCGCCUGUAUCCUGGCGCUGUGCGGCUGGACCUGCAGUGCUGCCUCGGGCUCCAUGAACCUCUCCGUGAUCACCUGCUCCCGCUGCAUGAGGAAGGUGGGGCUGUGGGGCUUCCACCAGCUGGAAUCUUCCGCGGCUCCGGAGCCGGAUUCCUGCGGCUCCAGCAGCGCCACCCCGGCCGCUCCCGAGCGCUUCCCGCCCGUUCCCACAUCCCCGCGCCGGAUGCUGACGCGGAGCCAGGACCCGGGAUCCGAGCAGCAGCACGAGAAGAGCCCAUCCCCGGCUGUGUCCCGCCCAAGGGGUUGGGAUUCUCCCAGCUCCAUGGACCGGGGCGAGCUGGAUGUGAGCAGGGAUGUGACGCUGAGGAGCCGCCCGGUGACGCGGAGCAUGGGCCAGGGGGACAACAUGGAGGUGCCAUCCAGCCCUGUCCGCAGGGCCAAGCGAGCGCGGCUCUGCUCCUCCAGCAGCUCAGACGCUUCCUUGAGGAGCUUCUUUCACCCCAGCUCUCAGCACCGGGAUUGGUGUCCCUGGGUCAGCAGCGGGGAGGGAGAGGAAUCCCUGGAAGAUGCUGCAUCCCAGACGGAGAAGGAACCUGGGAAAGCCAAGCCAGGCUGGGAAGUGGUGCUGAAGAGGCUCCUCAGCAUCCAAAAAUGUGACACAGAGCCCGAGACGGAGCCAGCGAGCCUCUCGGAGAAAUCCUGCAAGGUGUUCCGCAUUUUCCGGCAGUGGGAGAGCAUGAAUUCCUCCUGAAUUCCAGAAACCGGCGCGGGGGCAUCCGGAGAGAGAGAGAGAGAGAUCGAUCCAAACCUCUCGGUGGUUCCAGCUCCGCGCCUCGGGAAGGGGAAUCUGCGGAAACUCCAAACGGCCUCCUUGGCAUCUCCCCUUCCCUGGCUGCCUUCCUGAAGCUCCUGCCUUCACAAACUGCUGCUGUGUCCCCUGGGCUCCAGAGGGGCUGGACAGCCCUUCCUGGAGCUGGGAAUGUGACGGGGGGACACCGUCACCUCCCGAGGUGUCCGCGGUGUCCGGCCGCCUCGCGACGCCAGGUGGGAAUAAACAUUUCAUUUUUGUUGUUUUUUUUCU
Molecule: messenger RNA, 2456 nt
Organism: Cyanistes caeruleus (blue tit)
Lineage: Eukaryota; Metazoa; Chordata; Aves; Passeriformes; Paridae
Gene: ZC3HC1
Product: zinc finger C3HC-type containing 1
Cellular component (GO): nucleus
Molecular function (GO): zinc ion binding
Source: RefSeq, a predicted model, not a curated record